AUACAACGGUCAUUCCAAACGUUGUAGAGAGUAGAAUGACCAUUCUAUAGAUUUUGUUAUUACUUAUUCUAAAAUCAUUGUAAUCAUUCCACAGAGGAACGAAAUUAUUCCAGUGAUGUCAAUUCAUGAGAAGUAGGAAGGAUAAGGAGAACGAGUUUCGAACGUUCUGGCACAGAAGAAAAUGCACAAGGUGUAGAGAAAUGCAAGCAACUAACAUGAAUGAGGAAGAAUGACAGGAAGAGGAAGUUGUCGCCUUCGCUAUUAUUUUGAUUUGUUUGAUGUUGUCGGAUUCGCAGAAGCCAACAUCAACUUCAAAAUCUCAAAGGCCGGCUGGAGAUAAACACUAAGCAAUCGAUAUUCACCUUCAGUCAACCGCAAGGCCUUCAUUGCAUUUCAUUAAUAUUUAUUCUAACUCUUUUGCCUCGACGUUUACGCUUCUCACUCCAUUUCUACUCUUUUCUCUUCAACUCUUUCAUCUUCCUCUUCUUUUUCACUCUUCUUCUUCCAUGGUGUCCUGCUUCUCUCUCUGCAACUUCCCCCACUUUAACUACUCACAAUGUUUUGGGUUAGAUACCAGGCGAACAAUAAACAUGAAUGCAUUCUACUCAUCAAAGAGUAACCUUUCACAUGAUUUUUUAAUGAAGUGCCAUAGUUCUGCAAGUCGUGUAUCGUUGAGGGCAUUAAUUUCUACCUCUGCUUCAAAGCAAACCAGUAGUGAGAAUGUGGUUCCUACGGCUAAAACUGAAGGUCAUGAAAUGGAAUUUAGUCGGGUGAAUUGCCUUGUUUGGCUAUUGCAUGAAUCCGCCAGGAGCUUUUCGCUUGCUGUUGAGUCACUUGGAUUGGCCAGAAGCGGUACUGAGCUUGCAAUGGCUUGGAAUGGGAAGGAUGUGAACGAAUGGCGUAAACGUAUUGCUUAUAGAGUAGCAAUUUAUGCUUUGUUAAAAGUGGCCAUUGAAGUGGAGAUGUUGCUCUCUCAUUAUCGUCACAACAAUGCAGCUCCUGUUAAUGACAUCUUGGCCCCUGAGAUAAAUGCUAUGGGAGAGUACAUUGAAAGUCAAUUGAGCAUAAGGCAUUCAGAAUUGGUACAAUGGUUUAGAAUAGUGGAAUUACCUCGUAUUGAAGGAUUUUUCAGUUCUCUAUUAAAGAAGUGGUCUGUGGAAUAUGCAGGAAGUGGUGUUGCAGGGAUUAUUUUGGCGAUAAGCUGCUGCGCUGCAGUAGGCAAACUGGGUCCUGAGCGCAUUUCCUAUCCCACAUUUAGAAUCUCAAUUGAAGAUGUAUCAGUAGAGCUAAUGAAUAUUUCAUGUAGUUUUGUAUCAGUGGACAGGCUGCAUCACUUAGCAACUGAGGCCGGAAUUGAACCUGACUUGCUAUCUCACUUUGGUAAAAAGGUUUUUCUGGACAAAAACACUGAGGAACUUGAAUUUUGGAUUGGAGUAGCUCAUAAGAAGCUGUCAGUUGCAUUCUACAGAGAAGGCUUGCUUUGUGGGACCAAAAAUUUACAUGAAAAGGUUCAGACAGAUAGUUUGGCUACAUUAGGACUUUUUGCAUAUCUGGGAAGGAUGACUAGAUUACUCUUAUCAAGUAAAGGCAUAAAGGAUGUUGAUGAGAUGGUUAAGGACUUCCUCAGCUAUCUGGAGUGUGGCAUUCUUUUCAUUUACCCAGACUUUUCUUCCAUAUCAGUGUAUCAACAAUUCAUGGAGAUAGUAUCUGAGGAAAUUGGCUGGCUUGACUUUUAUGCUGCAUUUCCUUCCUCGUGCCGUCGAGAGAGAAGGUUCAAGCAUCAUGCUAUUCAAGCGGAGAAAGAAAUUAUUCUAUCAUAUGUUUUCUCUGUUUGCUAUGAUGUGUUCUCCGGGUUUGCUCACUUCAAUCGUUCUACUCAACAAACCUUAGAUUCAUAUUCGCUAGCCUUCUUACUCCAAAGCCAAAGUCUGCUUACCAUUUGUCUAGAUGACUACUGGGCUGCAUUUGAUCGAUCAAGUAAUGGGCUGCUAAAGAUUGCAGAAACAGGUCCCUCUGACCACAUGCCUUCAGUUGGAACUAAAGGCACAACCAAGCUCUCUGCUCCACUUGAGGAAAAACAAAAGCACAAUGAGUUGCUGACACACAGAAAUAUUGAGAAUAAAUCUCAACAUCCAUUGAAUGUGAAAAAGGCCAGGAGCUCAGCUGGGGCAGGUGCAAUAGACUUUAUGCAGGAAACCAGCAGUGGCAAAAGCAAUGCAAUGCAGGAGAGCUUAAUACAGAAAUACAGCAUCAAGGAUGUAUGGUUGGGUACUCAAUUACUCCUUUUUGACAUAUCGAUGUCUCUAGAGUUACUCCUGAAGCGGUUGUGUGGUUACAAGGUUACAAUGAGAGAACGGAAGAAGUUGAAAAGAACCCUAAAUGACAUUGUUACACUCAUCCCAAUUACGAUUAUAAUGCUACUUCCUGUAUCAGCUGUAGGCCAGGCUGCAAUGCUAGCAGCUAUCAAUAAGUAUAUGCCAUCUAUGAUCCCUUCUCCAUAUUCUUCUGAGCGGCUGAAUGUUGUGAAACAAUUAGAGAGAAUUAAGAAGAUGGAAGUUCAGUCAUGGGGAAACCUGGAAGAUCCUUCCACAAUGUCUUAAGUGAUUGUUCAUACUAACCCUGUUGUCUGACAAUUUUGUGCAAUAGCUUCGUAUUCUUUGCUAUAUGUACAAAAUCUUGAAAAGUUCUUCACUUCACCUUCAAAUUUUGCAUAUAUUUUGAUGCAUAGAUAUACACAACGCCAAGAAUCAUUAUGGAACUCUCUGUAUUUACAGCUUGUCAAAGUUAUUCUUGUUCAUCAACACUUUGAUUCAAAUGAAUUUGGAGAUUCACUUAUGAUAAA
Messenger RNA from Mangifera indica (mango), 2842 nucleotides. RefSeq lists its product as uncharacterized. The coding region runs from base 507 to 2600 and encodes 697 amino acids. NCBI's taxonomy places the organism in Eukaryota, Viridiplantae, Streptophyta, Magnoliopsida, Sapindales, Anacardiaceae. Gene Ontology annotation, cellular component: mitochondrial inner membrane. Gene Ontology annotation, biological process: intracellular monoatomic cation homeostasis. The record is from RefSeq and is a predicted model, not a curated record. The transcript has 14 exons.